This is a messenger RNA of Protomyces lactucae-debilis, 1176 nucleotides long. RefSeq names its product phosphoribosyltransferase-like protein. The coding region runs from base 1 to 1176 and encodes 391 amino acids. Gene Ontology annotation, biological process: purine nucleotide biosynthetic process; ribonucleoside monophosphate biosynthetic process; 5-phosphoribose 1-diphosphate biosynthetic process. NCBI's taxonomy places the organism in Eukaryota, Fungi, Ascomycota, Taphrinomycetes, Taphrinales, Protomycetaceae. Gene Ontology annotation, molecular function: ribose phosphate diphosphokinase activity; magnesium ion binding. Gene Ontology annotation, cellular component: ribose phosphate diphosphokinase complex; cytoplasm. The transcript has 3 exons. The record is from RefSeq and is a predicted model, not a curated record.
AUGCGCAAGACAAAGAUUCUAGCUGGCAGUAGUCAUCCGAUUUUGUCUCAGGCAAUCUGCUCUCGUCUGGGUGUUGAAUCUGCACCCGUUAAGCUCGGGCGAUUCUCCAAUGAUGAGACGUCUGUUGAGAUUGGAGUGUCCGUGCGAGAUACGGACACCUUUGUCAUUCAAAGUGGAUCCAGAACUGUCAACGAUCAUCUCAUGGAACUCCUGAUCUUGAUAUCCGCAUGCAAGGGGGCAAGUGCCUCUCGCGUCACGGCUGUCCUUCCUUACUUCCCGUACGUCAAGCAGUCCAAGAUGAAGAAACAUCGCGGUUGUAUCGCAGCCAAGAUGGUAGCGAAUCUCUUGCUUGUUGCAGGUGUGGAUCACAUUAUCACGGUCGAUUUGCACGCCUCGCAAAUGCAGGGCUUCUUCAAGGUGCCUGUCGACAAUCUCUACGCCGAACCAGCCAUCGUCCGUUGGAUCAAGGAGAAUGUCGACCGAUGGAGGGAUGUCGUGAUUGUGUCCAAAAAUCCCGGUGGGGCGAAAAGAGUUACUUCAAUGGCCGAUGCUCUGAAGGUCAACUUUGCCUUGAUCCAUACAGACCGCCGCCGGAAGCUACAAGAGCCGACAGCUCAAUCGCGACGCAAUCUUUCGCCACACAAGCGCUCCUCCAUGCCUCAGUAUGAUCAAUAUACUGAGGUACACACGGCGCGUCUCAUUUCUGGGCAUGUAGUCAAUGAGGACUACCAAAAUAGCGUACAUGGCAACCUAGUCACAGGUGAUCAACAAUCAGAUAAUGACGAGGAGGAAGACGAACUGACCCCGCCAACUGCAUACGAACGCAUGAUCACUCUGGUGGGAGAUGUUUAUCGAAAGACCGCUCUGAUCGUGGACGACAUGUGUGACUCGCCCGGCAGCUUCAUCGCAGCUGCCGAACACAUGGUUAAGAACUGUGGUGCACACCGUGUGUAUGUCAUUGCUACUCACGGGCUUUUCCAAGGAACGUGUCUGGAGCAGAUGGAGGCGUGCGACUGUAUCCAUCAGAUUGUCGUUACAAACACCUAUCCCAUUUCCCCAGAAAUGAUGCGCCGAACCACAAAGCUCAAUAUCAUUGACAUAUCUAGUGUUCUUGCAGAAGCAAUUCGCAGGACUCACAACGGAGAAUCUCUCAAUGGAUGCGCCGGUCUAUUUUGA